AUGGCGAUGCGGGAGUUGGUUACUGGUGGCGCCGCUUGUGCUGUGCCUGGCUCCUCAGGUUCCUCCAAUCCUCUUGGAGCUCUCACCAACGCCCUCAUCGGCUCGUCCUCAAAAACUCAGGAAAGGCUGCGAGAGAUUCCUACUGCCACAACCACAACCACCAAUAGUAAUUUAUUUGCAGGGAGUGAAGAACCCUUUGCUGCCCUUCCAGGGGCAGAGCUUGAACAUCCACUGCAGCCUCAUGCCCAGGGAUCAGAAUUCCUUCAAGGCUUCCGCUCUGCGGAUCAAAACAGGUUUGCAGAUGCUUGGCAUGAGAUACAAAGGCCUCAAAUUCCUCAUUCUCUGGGAAGGGAUAGUAUGACAAAUAUUCCUUUAGAGCAAGGACGGCUUCAACCUAGUUUGGAUGGCCCACCUCAAAGAGUGUUGUCCAGUUUCUUGCACUCAUUUGUUCACAGUAGCCAUGGUGGCCUACCUUUCCAUCCUACUUCACUUCCAGUGUUAGGAUUGUCUGAAGGUGAUAAGCAAUGCAUACGUGAUCGAAGCAGUAUUAUGGCUAGGCACUUUUUUGCAGAUAAGAGUGAAGAUUUUAUUAAUUCACAGGUUAAUGCACUGCUUUCUUCUUUAGAGAUCGAUAAUGACAUCAGGUCCAGAGGCCCUAUGCCUGGUAGAUUCCCAGAGCUAGAGGAGUAUUGGAAUGAGUCCCAAGGUAUGAAACCUGGGCCUUAUGCCACUGAUGGGUGGGUCACUGAAUUUUCUCAGCGCCAAAUAGAACGCAAUGAUCCUAAUGCAUGGGUUCAGUCAUUUGAACGGCAACAUGGUGCUAAUGGUUGGGCUACUGAAUUUGAGCAUGAGCAAUCCCAACUUGCAUCAUUAGAUCAAAUGAGAGGUGCAAACAUUUCGAGCUUAGCUGCCAUGGAGCACACACGUAAGCUAGCACACACUCUUGCUCAAAACAAUGAUCCAAAAUUCCAGAAUUCAAAGUUCCUCCAGUUUGUAUCAAAGAUGAGUCGUGGCGAAAUUACUAUUGAGGAUAAUCAAAUAAAACAAGCCACAUUCUCUGCACCUGGAGAUUGGGCAGCAGAAUAUCAGCAACAAUAUAAUGGAGGUCAAACAUGGGCUGACCAGUUUGUGAAUGAGCAGCGUUCCCAGGAACCUCAUGGAUGGGCAAAUGAGUUUGCUUCUGAACGUGAGAUACAUGGAUCAGUAGAUGGUGAGUGGGUCAAUGAAUUUUCCAAGUUACAUGUCAAUGACUGGGCAGAAGAAUUUGAGCAUCAGGUUGCAGAAGGAGUAUUGGGUGAUAGUUCUGGUGAUAACUGGGCAAAUGCAUAUGAUGAGUACCUGAACGAGCAAGUAGCACUGCAGCAGAAAUCAGAGUCCUCGAGGGGUGUAUAUGUAUUCUCUGAUAUGAAUCCUUAUGUUGGCCAUCCUAAUCCUCUGAAAGAAGGGCAAGAAUUGUUUCGCAAGGGACUUUUAAGUGAAGCAGUACUGGCUUUGGAGGCCGAGGUUCUGAAGAACCAUGACAACGCUGAGGGUUGGAGGUUACUUGGCAUAGCACAUGCUGAGAAUGACGAUGACCAACAGGCUAUUGCAGCCAUGAUGCGUGCACAGGAAGUUGAUCCAACAAACUUGGAAGUACUUCUCGCUCUUGGCGUGAGUCAUACAAAUGAGUUGGAACAAGCAGCUGCAUUGAAGUACUUGUACAGUUGGCUACGCCAUCACCCAAAGUAUGGGACCAUUACAUCUGCAGAGCAGCCUGAUAAUCUCUAUUAUGCUGACGUUGCUAGAUUAUUUAAUGAUGCAGCCAAAGUAUCACCUGAUGAUGCUGAUGUACACAUAGUUCUUGGAGUCCUGUACAACUUGUCCAGAGAAUAUGACAAAGCUAUUGAUGCUUUCCAGACAGCUUUAAAACUCAAACCACGAGAUUAUUCACUCUGGAAUAAACUUGGUGCAACCCAAGCUAAUAGUGUUCACAGUGCUGAUGCAAUUUUGGCUUAUCAACAGGCUCUUGAUUUAAAGCCUAAUUAUGUACGUGCAUGGGCAAACAUGGGCAUCAGCUAUGCUAACCAGGGUAUGUAUGAGGACUCUAUACGUUACUAUGUCCGGGCACUCUCCAUGAAUCCGAAGGCAGAUAAUGCCUGGCAGUAUUUGAGAAUCUCUUUGAGCUGUGCUUCCCGGAACGAUAUGCUGGAAGCUUGCGACUCGAGGAAUCUUGAUUUUCUCCAGAAAGAGUUCCCGCUGUGA
Molecule: messenger RNA, 2241 nt
Organism: Fraxinus pennsylvanica
Lineage: Eukaryota; Viridiplantae; Streptophyta; Magnoliopsida; Lamiales; Oleaceae
Source: the annotation of a GenBank genome assembly